Aplysia californica (California sea hare) is the source of this 3623-nucleotide messenger RNA. RefSeq names its product transcription initiation factor TFIID subunit 4. The transcript has 14 exons. Lineage: Eukaryota; Metazoa; Mollusca; Gastropoda; Aplysiida; Aplysiidae. Gene Ontology annotation, molecular function: protein heterodimerization activity; DNA binding; RNA polymerase II general transcription initiation factor activity. Gene Ontology annotation, cellular component: transcription factor TFIID complex. The coding region runs from base 36 to 3299 and encodes 1087 amino acids. Gene Ontology annotation, biological process: transcription initiation at RNA polymerase II promoter; DNA-templated transcription. The record is from RefSeq and is a predicted model, not a curated record.
GCGCAGUGUCAUUUCAAAAUUGGUAAGCUAGUGAAAUGGCGGAGCAAGGGUCUAUGGACGAUCUCUUGUCAACAGAAAUAGAUGAAAACAAAGUAACUGCGUUGGUAGGCUCUUUAGAAUCACAGUUGGCUUCUGCUACAGGCAAAGAAUCUCACAAGGUUGUUUCUGCUUCCUCUUUUAAUAACAAUCACAUCGGUGGGAAUGCAUCGCUUGCGAGUACUCCAGGCACCGUUCACAACUCCAGACCACAACACACAGUUGUCAGCGUGCAUGGUCUCUCAGCGCACCAGUCUGCAAUCAGUGCCAAUAAGGUGGUUCCUCAGUCUACAAACAUUAUAAACUCCGUGAAAGGUAGUUUAAGCAAUCCUCAGAUCAUUGGAAUUUCAUCUAUUGGAAUUGAAUCUAUCAAUUCAAGCUCUGCAAACCAGCAGGCGUUGAACAGAAACAACUCAAACUCCACAUCUCUUUCCAAUGCCAAUGUACCUCAGCAAGUUCACACCAGCAAACACCUAACCAAUUCACCUUCUAUACGCAUAGUUACAAAUAAUUCUAAACCUCCCAAUUCAGCCGCAGGUCAGAUACAGACUUCCAAUACACAGUUUUUAAACAGUGCCAUGUCUCAAAGUGUAACGAUACGACCCCAGGGUCAUGCCCUUAAUAGGGUAAACAUAAACGCUUCAGGUGCCAGUACUGCUAUUCAUAACUUGGCUACUAUUGCUGCUGAGGCAAAACCAUUGAUAGUGUUACCUAAUGGUAGCAACCAUUUACAAAAUGUUCAGCACAAAGACGGAUCUGUGAUACCUCAUCAAAUUGUGGUGAAAAGUGAUGCUAAUCAUGCUGUGAAACGGGAAGUCAAUCCCCUCGUGAAAAGUGAUAUUUCAAUGCCAAACUCUGUGAUACAAGGUGUAAGGCAGGGUGCACCUAUAAUAUCUAGUGGUACUCAGCACAUACGAGUGACUGGAACCAGCAAUCCGAGCAUUGUUGCUGUGAGGACAAAUACACCCCAUUCGCAGCAUGUUGUUGUUCGAGCUACUGUUGCAACGACGUUAGCAAAUUCAUCACCAUCUGUGCAAGUGGUCAAUGCUUCAGCGGCUGGUACCCCUUCCACAUUAAGGCCUACUGUGACUCCUCAGAUUAGACCAGGACAAGUUCGUAUUUCAAAUCCUGUGAGAACUGCAGCUCCACAAAAUAUUGCACCUAGGCAGCAGACCUCCCAAACAGGAACCAUCGCUAUUCCUCAAGGAGCUCUGUUGAUUCGCAAUGAAAGUGGCCAUCUUGUCAUAGUGUCAGCUCCCCAAUCUGUCAUUCAGCAGACCCCAAGCAGCAAUAGUGUUAUCACUACCAUCGCCCCAAGCAACUACAGGGUACAAAAUGUUAGGCCACUGGCCACACCAGCCCCAGUGCGGACAGUUGGCAGUGGGCAAACCAUCGUCACCAUCCAACCUCAGGGGGCUCCCCAGCAUCAGCCGUCGCAGCAAGUGCGUGGACCAGCCAUCUCCACUGUGGUGCAAGCCACCAGCCUUCCUCGGCCCCCAAGACCCACCAUGUCUGUUGUGGGGCAACCCGCUCAGGCUGUUGGUCAACCUGCACCGUCCACCCCUGCUGGAGGCUCUGUGGCAGCGCCUUUGGAAAUGAACAAGGCGAUGAUGGAAAAUGUUAAAAAGUGCAAAAACUUUUUAUCAACUCUUAUCAAGCUUGCCUACAGUCAACCAGAGGACACAGUCCGUAAUGUCCAAGCGCUCAUACAAGGACUCAUUGAUGGCAGGGUGGAACCAGAAGUAUUCACAGAAAGACUUCAACAUGAGCUGCAGUCAUCACCACAGCCAUAUCUUGUCCCGUUCCUCAAGAAAAGCCUUCCAUUACUGCGUCAGUCUAUGCUGAUGGGUCGCAUGUCUAUAGAGGGUGUGCGACCCCCUCCCACGCAGACUGUGUCGCAGCCACCAACAACCACUUCGUCACAACCUGUGGUGACCACCCAAGCGGUGGUGACUCAGCAGGUCAUCACGGCAGCAGGCACCCUCACCACCAGGCCCAUCGUAGCUCCGGUAGUGCAGCCGCAACAGCAGCAGCAGGUGCGUCCAAAGAUGCGACCAAGCCCAGGACCUGCCAGCAGUAAGGUGGCAGCCAUUCGUCAGUCUGUUCCCCAGGUGGCCAUAACUUCUGGUGGCAACAAAAUGGUGGUCCAUGCAGCACCUCAAGGCCCACGACUCCCCCAGCCUGUGUCCCAAGUCCAGCGCCCCCCCCAGCCCCAGCGUCUGCCUCAGCCCCAACGUCUACCGCAGCCCCAACGUCUACCGCAGCCCCAGCGUUUACCACAGCCCCAACGUCUACCACAGCCCCAGCGUUUACCGCAGCCCGUAUCACAUGGUCAGCUUCAACCCGUCCGGCCCAAGAUGGCUAGCCCUCGACCAUCUGCACCGGUCGUGCGAGCCCAGAGACCCGUCAUUGCUCCGACAGCCGUGGUCAAGCAAGAACCUUCUAGUCCAGCGCCUGGCCACAGAGAAAAGAGGAAAUUUGAAUCCUUGAAGGAUGGUGAUGACGAUAUCAAUGAUGUUGCAACUAUGGGAGGUGUGAACCUAUCAGAGGAAUCAAAAAAUAUCCUUGCAACUACCAAUGCAGACUCCAUAGGUGCCCAGUUGAGGUCUUGUAAAGAUGAAGUUUUCCUUGCUGCCUCACCUCUUCUCAGGAAAAUCACUGCUAUAGCUAAAAAGUAUGGUGUGGAAGAAGUCAACCCUGCUGUUGUGAGUCUAAUUUCCCAUGCAACACAGGAAAGGUUGAGAGACUUUGCCUCAAAGUUAUCGAUCAUUGCUGAACACCGAGUAGAAAUUUACAAGAUGGACUCAAGAUAUGAAGUGGAAUCUGAAACCAAACAGAAGCUUAAGUUUCUGGAAGAGCUAGACAAGUUGGAAAAGAAGCGUCAUGAGGAACAUCAAAGGGAAAUCUUACUGAGGGCCAUCAAGAGUCGGUCAAAGAAUGAGGAUCCAGAGCAACUGAAGCUCAAGCAGAAAGCGAAAGAGCUCCAACAAGCGGAAGCAGAAGAAUUGCGACAGAAAGAGGCAAACCUCACAGCUUUGGCUGCCAUAGGACCUCGAAAGAAGAGGAAGCUGGACUUGUCAGACUCUGGAGUGUCAGGGUCGAGUUCCACCAGUAACACACUCUCCUCGAAUCUGAAUUCAUCAAGACCAGCUGUGAUGCGUCCUAGGAUUAAGAGAGUGAACAUGAGAGACGUGCAGUUUUUAUUGGAAAACGAGAAAGCAACGAGGAAGUCAGAACUUUUAUACAAAACAUUCCUGAAGUGAGAUGUGUGAAAUUAGUGCAAUGCUUUUCUUGAUGUGAAUGGAUGGAUUCUGUUUUGCUGACAGAGAACACAAACACAAGUUGUUGUAUAAUGAAAUGAAUUUUUGCCAACGGGGCAAGUGGAAUAUUGUUUUGCUGUUGAGCGUUAGAAGAAUCUGUUGACCAAUAGCUUUGUAUGAAAUAUACAUGUGGGAGGUUUUUUAGGUGUGAUUGCUGUCGCCAUCUAGUGUGCACCGUCUGUGUUUGUAAGAGCUCCAGAAAUGUGAUUGAAGAAUGCUCCCACAAUGUUGUGUGGAAGAUGAGAAUAAAUGGUUACAGUAUGAUUC